AUGGGUCCUUCCAAGAAGAACCUCAAGGCCACCAAAAAGUUUGAGAAGACUCAUUUGCAGAGUGUUCUCGACAGAAGAAAGGUGACUGCCAAGAUCAAGCAGAAGCAGCAGAUCAAGGACAAGUUAAAACAGCGCAAGGCCACGGAUGCUGAAUUCUACGGCAAGGAUGGCAAGCCGCGGUCGCGAGGCCCCAGGGACAGACAGGUCAACGACAUGAGCGUCGACGACUUUUUCCAGGGUGGCUUCGAGGAUAUCAUCGACGAGACCGACAAAGCUAAGCCGGGCAAGAGAAAGCGCGACGAGCCCAAGGCGGACGACGAAGAGAAUGGAAGUGACUCGGACGCCGUGCAAGCGCAGCCCGUUGCCAGCGACAGCGAGGACGACAUUGAAGAAGGAGACGACGCUGGCAUGAAUCAGGAGACCAUGGAUGCGCUCGCCGAAAAGGACCCCGAAUUCUAUAAAUUCUUAAAGGAAAACGACCCCGAUGCACUCGACUUUGACGACAAUGCCGACCUGGCCGAGGUCGAUGAGCUGAGCGCUGGCGAGGAUUCUGAAGCCGAAGAGGAACAGCCGAAGAAGAAACAAAAAAAGGCCAAGCACGCCGAGGAAGAGCAGAACGAGGCCGAGGGCGACAGCAAGGAACUCACCGCAGCCAUCGUGGCGGGCUGGCGCAAGUCUAUGAAGGAGAGCCAGUCGUUGCGUGCGACGAGACAGGUCGUGCUCGCAUUCCGCUGCGCGGCCCACCUCAACGAAGACGACAUUGACGAGGACUCGCAGCAGAAAUGGACCAUCAACAGCCCCGAAGUGUUCAACGACAUUCUCGUCCUCGCGCUGAAGGAGAUCCCCGGCGUCAUCAACCACCACCUCCCCGUCAAGGAAUCAGCUUCGGGUCGCGUGUACGUGCAGACUGACAGCAAAAAGUUCAGCACGCUGUCGCUGCUGCUCAAGACGUACACGUCGGCCAUUAUGCACCUCCUCGGCACGCUGUCCGACGACCGCACGCUCAAGCUGACGCUGUCGGCUAUUACGCCCAUCCUGCCGUACCUGCUCUCGUUCAAGAAACUCGUCAAGGCGCUGGCCAAGGCCGUCGUCAACUUUUGGGCGCAGCCCGCGAGCUCCGAGUCGACGCGCAUCACGGCGUUUUUGGUGCUGCGGCGGCUCGUCGCCAUCGGCGACAAGGGCAUCCGCGAGACGGUGCUCAAGUCGGUGUACCAGGGCCUCGUGCAGGGCUGCCGCAUCACCAACCACAACACGAUCCAGGGCAUCAAUCUGAUGAAGAAUUCGGCGGCCGAGCUCUGGGGCAUCGACCCGUCCAUCGGCUAUACGACCGCGUUUGGCUUCAUCCGCCAACUCGCCAUCCACCUCCGCAACAGCAUCGUGCACAAUAAGAAUGACGCGUUCCGCAUGGUCUACAACUGGCAAUUUACGCACUCGCUUGACUUUUGGUCCUGCGUGCUCGCCUACCACUGCACGCCCGAGAAGGAGGCCGAGGCUGGCGGCAAGGAGAGCCAGCUCAAGCUGCUCGUCUACCCGCUCGUCCAGGUCACCCUCGGCGCCAUGCGUCUCAUCCCCACUGCGCUCUACUUUCCGCUGCGCUUCCACCUCGUGCGCUCGCUGCUGCGCACGUCGCGCGCCACCGAUACGUACAUUCCGCUCGCCUCGCCGCUGCUCGAGGUGCUCGCCUCGGCCGAGAUGAAGAAGCCGCCUCACAGCACGACCCUCAAGGCCUUUGACUUUGCCGUCUCCUACAAGGCCCCCAAGGCGUACCUGCGCACGCGCGUCUACCAGGACGGCGUCGGCGACCAGGUCGUCGAGCUCCUCGGCGAGUUCCUGUAUCUCUGGUCCAAAUCCAUUGCCUUUCCCGAGCUCUCCCUCCCCGUCGUCAUUCAGCUCAAGCGCUGGCUCAAGCAGUCGCGCUCCAAGUCGCAGGGCAACAAGAACGCCAAGCUCGCCGCGCAGCUCGUGCUGCUCGUGCAGAAAAUCGAGGCCAACGCCAAGUUUAUCGAGGAGAAGCGCGGCCGCGUCGACUUUGCGCCCAACAACCGCGCGCAGGUCGACGCCUUUUUGCGCGACUUUGACGCGGCCAAGACGCCGCUCGGCGCGUACGUCGUCGGCCAGCGCAAGGGCCGCGCGGAGCGGGCAAAGCUUCUGGAGGAGGCCCGCAAAGAGGACGACAAGCGGCGCAGAGAGGAUGAGAGGGCGGCGUUUGAGGACGACUACGGCGACGACGUGAUGGAUUCGGAUGAGGACAUGGACGUUGACGAGGACGAGGAGGAUGAGUUUGAUCUAGAAGAGGACGAGGAGGAAGAAGAAGAGGAAGGGGAUGAUGAGUAG
This is a messenger RNA of Beauveria bassiana ARSEF 2860, 2334 nucleotides long. RefSeq names its product Noc2p family protein. Gene Ontology annotation, cellular component: nucleolus; Noc1p-Noc2p complex; Noc2p-Noc3p complex. The record is from RefSeq and is a predicted model, not a curated record. NCBI's taxonomy places the organism in Eukaryota, Fungi, Ascomycota, Sordariomycetes, Hypocreales, Cordycipitaceae. The coding region runs from base 1 to 2334 and encodes 777 amino acids. Gene Ontology annotation, biological process: ribosomal large subunit biogenesis. The transcript has a single exon.